Messenger RNA from Trypanosoma grayi, 2214 nucleotides. RefSeq names its product putative cell division cycle protein. The transcript has a single exon. The coding region runs from base 1 to 2214 and encodes 737 amino acids. Lineage: Eukaryota; Euglenozoa; Kinetoplastea; Trypanosomatida; Trypanosomatidae. Gene Ontology annotation, molecular function: protein binding. The record is from RefSeq and is a predicted model, not a curated record.
AUGAACCUGCUCGCCAUCGUCACGCGGUCGCUGGUGGUGGUGUACCGCUCCACAACACUCACUGUCGUCACGACACUCGCGCUUUCGCUCAAGGCGGACGAGACGGUGGUGUCAGCGUGCUGGUCGCCAUCUGGGCGGCUCCUCGCGAUCGGGCUGCAGCUUGGCGAGUUGUACCUCCUCGACGUUGAAAGCGGCGAUCUCGUGCGGCGCUUCGUUCCGCGCAGCGGCAUCGCGUUAGCCAUUGAGGCCUCACGCGCACAGCAGCAGCAGUCCGAUGAGUUUGCUGAUGAUGAGGACGAUGCUCCUGCCGCUGUUGGUGGUGGCGGUGGAUCCACUGACGGUGAUGUUGGGGUGGGUCCGCUGCGCCAGCCACCCGUUCUGCCCAUCUCCGUGGACGGGGCGAUCGUGGCGUGCACAUGGACCUCCGUCGCGCCACACUCAGCUGCGCUGAACAGCCACAAGGAGUUGUGCCUACCGUUGCGCGCCACGGUGUCUUCACCGAUCCUCGAGGAGGUGGAGCACGACGGCGACACGCCCGUGAUGCUGCUUCUGGAUCAAAACGGAGGUCUCUGUUUUCUGCCGGGCGGCUUGCAAGAGGUCUGCGUCGCCGUUGUGAAGCUGCCCUGGGCGUUGGAGCCGCGGCGCAUGCGCGUCGAGACAUUUGUUGUGACGGCUCCACCUCCUGCAGAGAAGGGCGACAGCAGCUCCAGCUACAACAGCAGGGAAUUCAGCAACAGUAACAACAACAACAAUAACGUGGGUGGGGGCUGUGGUGCGACAUCACACGCAGCCUACCUGGUGGUGGAGGACAAUGCGGCAGCGAAGACGUCGCUGUCCUCGCUGGUGGCACGGAUUCCUCUCGCCGAUACCGUUAUGCGGGUAGCGGGCCGCGAGACAGUCGCCAUCUGCUGUAUCGCGGAGUACUGCCGCAUGGGUAGAGUCUCCUACCGGGACGCGCGCCGGCGGUGGAGGCACCUCCUCCAGACGGUGCGGAAAGACUUACUACUGCCGCAGAAUGCGCUGCUGUUGCGCAAUGCGGUUGUGGAGGACGUAGCGCAGCCCUCAAAUAACGAGUUGCUGGCGUACUUCAGGUCCCUUGACUUGGCUGCGCUGACGAAAGACUCGGAGGAGCUGACGCGGCAGUUCACGCAGCUGGUCCUGCAGGUCUCUAAUGUGGCGUACCGCUGCUACGACGUUGCUCUCAACAUGUCGCUAGCGCAGUCCGGUGACCGCCAGCGUCAGUGCCUCCUGAUGGACGUCAUUGGAGGCCUGCGGCAGCGGUGCAGCAACUUCCUGCGGCAGAUGCGGCUCGAGGCCGAUCGUGAGCGCGAGCUGGUACAGUGGGUGGCGCAGCGGGCCGCGCUGCUCACCGACACGGUUAGCGGGAAUGCGUUCGCGUCGCGCCCACCGCUGCGGGCGGUGCGGCACCCGUCGCUUCUGCGCACGCUUCACCGUGUCGGCCGCGGCGAGUCGACGACGCUGCCACUCGUUGAUGAGAGCAGUGCGCAGGAGGAAGAUGAGGAAGAAGAGGAGUUGUCACACAUCGUCAAGGCAUGCCUGCUGGGCGGCCGCGAGAUGGCUGGACACAUUGUCCCGCUUCUCAAUGACGUGGGCGCGGAGGAAGUUCUGCAGCGGCACUGCGAGGUGCUCGUCGUGGACGCAACAACCGGAGGUGGGAGUGCGUCGGUGGCGGAUGGGGUACAGUUACACGCUGUGACGCUCACGCAGGAGGCGGUGCCCAGUAAACCUCUCAUGGCGUUCUAUGCACUAGAGACCCGCAGCGAAACAGAUUUCUUCUUCGUACCACAACAGAAAUUCGUCGCUGUUGAGAUGGAGCCGUUGCAGUUCAGCGCAGGGAGCGCCAGACUCUUGUGGUGCGGUAUAGUGGACGAUGAGGGGCACUCCGUACUGCUGUGGGAACGGGCCGUCGCGGCAUCUGACAACGCGCUGGUGAUGGCGCUGGUGAGCGAGACCGGCGCUGUUGAGCUUCAGGCGGAAGACGAAGACAGGGAUUCUGCGGCAACGGAGGAGCAGGAGCAGCAGCCGGAGGAGGGAGAGCAGCAAGAAGAACAACAGCAAAACCUCAAGCACAGCAUUUUGGAGGUCAAGGGCAUUGCCACGAAGCACCUGCGGGCAUCUGUGAGUCGAGCACGCGGCUUCGGGGUGUUUUACGCGAAGGAACGUUUCAUUGUCGUUGACUUCUACACGUGUUAG